Zychaea mexicana is the source of this 801-nucleotide messenger RNA. RefSeq lists its product as uncharacterized. The transcript has 2 exons. NCBI's taxonomy places the organism in Eukaryota, Fungi, Mucoromycota, Mucoromycetes, Mucorales, Lichtheimiaceae. The record is from RefSeq and is a predicted model, not a curated record. The coding region runs from base 113 to 529 and encodes 138 amino acids.
CUCUCCCGCUUUGUCUCCUGUCGCCGUCGUCUCUUCUGCUCCGUCCGCUGCCAGCAACAACAACAACAACAACAACAACAUCACCACCGCCACCGCUACUGUCCCGGCUACAAUGCCAUUCACCUUUUCUUUCGCACCACCAACUCCGUUCGUUUUCUUGCUUCCGCCUCCUGUCACCACCACCACCGCCACAGUUUCAUCCGCGUCCUUCGACUUCACUUUUGCUCCGCCUGCUCCUCCACCUCUAAUGCCGCCAAUUUCGUCUUCCGCUGCGCCUGUUGCUCGCGACAACAUUGCUUCGUCUUCUUUCUCGCCUCCUGCCGCCACUACCACUUCCGCACCACCACCACCACAGACCGACGCAGAGGAACUCAUAGAGUUGUUGGUGGUUGACAUCGCAAACACCUCCAAGUACGACGCGCAGUUGCUGGAGAUCCUUGCGCUGGAGGAUUCUCAAGAGGUGUUAAGCCAGCUGUUCGCGCUUGUCCAUCAGGACAGCGAUCUUCGCGGCUUGUACGAGGGCGUUUAAGCCCAUUCCGUUCCUUGUUGUCCUCUCCCCUGGUGUUGUCGUCUUCUUUUUUUCCGCGUCUGUGCCGUCAUUCUCCUGUCAUCCCGCCAUUUAUGCCCGUCUAUGCCUCCUAUGCCCGUCUAUGCCGUCUAUGCCAUCUAUGCCUUCUGUUCUACCAUGUCGUCGUUUGCUGUUCUGUUUCGUGCUGCGUAGUGACCUUGUUCGGUCAUCGUUUCUUUUUCUGCCUGGUGGGUUUGGGCUCAUGGUUGUCGGGCGAUCGUUUCUUUGUGUGU